Molecule: messenger RNA, 672 nt
Organism: Saccostrea cuccullata (small rock oyster)
Lineage: Eukaryota; Metazoa; Mollusca; Bivalvia; Ostreida; Ostreidae
Exons: 4
Coding region: 1-672 (223 amino acids)
Molecular function (GO): nucleic acid binding
Source: RefSeq, a predicted model, not a curated record
AUGAAGAGAAGGGCACCCAUGGAGUUGGUCGAGAGUGAUUUACUCAUGGACAGGAUUGCCACGGACAUCUUGGGAGAACUUCCAAUGACAGACGAUGGCAAUAAAUACAUAUUGGUGGUAUCGGACUAUUUUACGAAAUGGACCGAGUCUUUCCCUAUGCCGAACAUGGAAGCCAAGACAGUGACAGUGGCAAAGGUUAUUGUUGAAGAAGUAAAAGCCCGGUUUGGUGUGCCAUCAGUUAUUACUCUGACCAAGGUCGACAGUAUGAGAGUGCGCUAUUUGAAGAGAUGUGCCAGGGCUUCCGUUCACAAGACAACUGGCUACACUCCCAAUUACCUGAUGUUGGGACGAGAAGUGUCAACACCGCUUGACAUCAUGUUCGAGAUGCCCAGAUCAGUGCAGCACAUUCCCAAAGACAAGUGGGCCUGGGAAUUAAAAGAAACCAUGGAGAUUAGAAAGGCAGGUCGCUCGCCAACGUUUACCAGUUACUGGCGGGGUCCUUACAAGGUGCUUUCAAAGAUGACAGAUCUUACCUACAACGUUGACCGUGGGUGUGCUGGAAAACCACAAGUCAUUCAUGUCGACAGAAUGCGUCGUAGGUACCCUCAGACGUUGCAAGGUGAAACGCCUGAUGAUGAGAGAACAGCACCAGAGGACGUCCCCAACCUCUAG